Molecule: messenger RNA, 3437 nt
Organism: Drosophila eugracilis
Lineage: Eukaryota; Metazoa; Arthropoda; Insecta; Diptera; Drosophilidae
Gene: rdx
Product: protein roadkill
Exons: 8
Coding region: 432-2879 (815 amino acids)
Biological process (GO): regulation of proteolysis; proteasome-mediated ubiquitin-dependent protein catabolic process
Cellular component (GO): cytoplasm; nucleus
Molecular function (GO): ubiquitin protein ligase binding
Source: RefSeq, a predicted model, not a curated record
UUUCAGCUCAUUUCGACGCGCACUUUCAAGCGGAGCGGUUCGUUCGUUUUGUCAGCGCUCGAUUCGACUUCGAUUCGAUUCGAAUCGCCUUCUCUCUCGCUUCGUGUGUCGCCCACCAAAUAUAAUACAACAAAAAAAAGUAAAAGAAAAAGAAUUCAAAUCAAAUACUACUCGAAACAAAAAAUCGAGCACACACUCGAAAAUUAUACAAAUCGUAAGGCAACUAAAAUAACAAGAAAACGGCAUGUGGCAACAAAGAGAUUUGUUCAAAUGAAAAAUUUAUAAGCACCAAAAAGUUGAGAAAUUUUUUAUAAACUAGGAGAAGAAUCUGUAUAUUUUCAUAAUACACAAAAUCCGAAAAAUACAAAAUACAAAAUACAAAAAGGUGUGUGAGUGUGUUUUUGAAGUGUUUGCAAUAAAUAAAUUGUAAAAUGUUUGAGCCCUAUGUGAAAAUCAAGAAAAAGCGAAGUGUGCAUGAAAUCUAUGAAAAUGAGAAUUUAGAGCAGCAGCAACAGCAACAGCAGCAGCAGCAGCAGCAACCUGCUACCAGCGAUAAUUGUUGCUGCGAGAACGGAGAGCCGCAGAAUGGGCCUGAAAUUGCAACUGCAACAGCAACAGCAAGUGCAACAUCUGUAGCAGCAACAUCUGCGGCAACAUCACCAGCAGCAACAGUCGCCACAGGAGCAGCGGCAAGCAGUAGCAGCAGCGGCAAUUGCAGUCGCCUGCAGCAAUUGAUAUCGACGCCACCAGUAUUAUUGCGCAGAUCGUCGCUGCAACAGCAACAACAGCAACAACACCACCCACAUACGCCAGCAGCAACAGCAACACCAUCGCAGCAGCAGCAACAGCAAGCUGCGCCUUCAGUUUUGCAACAGCAUUUGGGUCACCUGAAUUACGAAAGUGGAGCAACUGCAGCGGCAGCAACAGCAGCAGCAACCAGUAGAAGUGGCUCGGCAACACUGGCGCAGCAUUUGGCAACACCCAGCAACAUAUUGCAGGCGGCAUUCGGCAGCAGUAACUUGCAACACAUACUAACGCGUUCCGCCCCCUCGCCCUCGUCCAGUUCGAUUUCCUCCAACAACUGCAGCAGCGCCUGUGCUGGAAAUACGCACUACAACGGUGGAAAUAGUAGCAGCAACAGUAGCAACAGCAAUCACCACAGCAACAGCAUCAUUGCCAGCCGCCUGUUCGGAGCCGCCUCCUCUUCAUCAUCAUCAGCAUCCUCUUCAGUGGCUGCCUCAUCCUCUUCAUCAUCACACCAUCUGCAUAGCCAUCAUUCGGCGCUGACCAACUCCAUAACGAAUCGCAUCAAUCAGUCCAUCAGGCGGCAUCUGAACCAGCAGCAACAUCACCAUCCCCUCAGUGCAUCCUCAUCCUCCUCAUCCGCGUCCACAUCAUCGUCAUCUUCAUCAUCCUAUCAGCAAUCGUCGGUACAACAGCAACACUAUAAUUGCGCCCAUCCUGCACAGCAGCAACAGCAACACCACCAACAUCACCACAGCAACAGCAGCAGCAGCAGUAGCAGCAGCCAUCAUCAACACCACAGCAACAGCAGCCACACCAACAACAACAACAACAAUCAACAGCAACCACAACAAUCUCCUCUGUGCCUAGUAUUAUUAGUUAAAUGCCCCAAUUCUAAGGAAUUUUGUAACGCCGCCGCAAAUUUCUGUGAUAAAAGAUUGCCGGUGAACGAAUGUCAGGCAAGCCAAACAGCUAGAGUCACCUCGAACCUGCACGCAUCCAGUAGCACGAUGGCGGUCAGCCGUGUACCCUCGCCGCCCUUGCCGGAAGUUAAUACGCCCGUUGCCGAGAACUGGUGCUAUACGCAGGUCAAAGUUGUUAAAUUUAGUUAUAUGUGGACCAUAAAUAACUUUAGUUUUUGUCGGGAAGAAAUGGGUGAAGUACUCAAAUCGUCCACAUUCUCAGCCGGUGCUAAUGACAAACUGAAAUGGUGUUUACGGGUUAACCCCAAGGGUCUCGACGAGGAGAGCAAGGAUUACCUUUCAUUAUAUUUACUGUUAGUUUCGUGUAAUAAAUCAGAAGUCAGAGCCAAGUUCAAAUUUUCCAUACUGAAUGCCAAGCGUGAGGAAACCAAAGCCAUGGAAUCCCAAAGAGCUUACCGUUUUGUUCAGGGCAAAGAUUGGGGUUUCAAGAAGUUCAUCCGCCGUGAUUUCCUGCUGGACGAGGCCAAUGGCCUGUUGCCGGAGGACAAGCUGACCAUCUUCUGUGAGGUCAGUGUCGUGGCGGACAGCGUGAACAUCUCCGGACAAUCCAAUAUCGUACAGUUCAAAGUGCCGGAAUGCAAGCUGUCCGAGGAUCUCGGCAAUCUCUUUGACAACGAGAAGUUCAGCGACGUCACGCUCUCAGUGGGCGGUCGAGAGUUCCAGGCGCACAAGGCCAUAUUGGCAGCGCGCAGCGAUGUCUUUGCGGCCAUGUUUGAGCAUGAGAUGGAGGAGCGUAAGCUGAAUCGUGUCGCCAUAACCGAUGUGGAUCAUGAGGUUCUUAAAGAAAUGCUGCGAUUCAUAUACACGGGCAAGGCGCCCAAUUUAGAAAAAAUGGCUGAUGAUCUCCUAGCGGCUGCUGAUAAGUAUGCACUCGAAAAGCUGAAAGUGAUGUGCGAGGAGGCGCUGUGCGUCAAUCUCUCUGUAGAAACAGCAGCCGAAACACUAAUAUUAGCUGAUCUCCACAGUGCGGAUCAAUUGAAAGCACAAACGAUAGAUUUCAUAAAUACUCAUGCCACCGAUGUGAUGGAAACCUCUGGCUGGCAAAAUAUGAUCACAACACAUUCACAUUUGAUAGCGGAGGCAUUUCGUGCGCUCGCAACACAACAAAUCCCACCAAUUGGACCACCAAGGAAACGCGUGAAAAUGAGCUGAAACAACAAUGCAACAACAACAAAAACAACAACCAUACCAACAGCAGCAACAAUAAUUACAGCAACAGCAAAUCGUACACCAGCAACAAUCAACAACCAGAAACAACAAGAGCAACCACAACAACAACAACAACAACAACCCAAAACCAACAAUCGAUUCAACAACAAAAGUGAAAACCACAACAAAUGCAGCAGGCAUGUUAAAUAUUUGAUCGAUCGAUUGACGGCCAACCUCAAGAAUACAUACGGCAACAAUACUACAAACAAUAUAAUAAAUUAUAACAAAUUCAGAAAGUUAAUAAUGCAAAUGCAUAAGCAGAAGCAGCAGCAGCAGCAACAGCAACAGCAGUACCGUUUAUUGUUUCGAUUUCAAGUAAUUUAAUUCACUUUGAUAAAAACACUUGAUUUUAAAUGUAUUUUAUUUGUUGAUUUAAUAUUACCUAUGAUUAAUAUGUUUACGAGUAAUAAUUAUGAAUUAAUUUUAAUUUUAAGUCCAAACACAACUUGAAACGUCAAAAAAAAAAAAACAGCAGCAAUUAAAGAAAACAAAACAAAAAAA